Messenger RNA from Cydia fagiglandana, 6235 nucleotides. It is a transcript of the gene kuz, whose product is annotated as disintegrin and metalloproteinase domain-containing protein 10. Gene Ontology annotation, molecular function: metalloendopeptidase activity. Gene Ontology annotation, biological process: membrane protein ectodomain proteolysis; Notch signaling pathway. Gene Ontology annotation, cellular component: plasma membrane. The transcript has 16 exons. The coding region runs from base 474 to 3173 and encodes 899 amino acids. Lineage: Eukaryota; Metazoa; Arthropoda; Insecta; Lepidoptera; Tortricidae. The record is from RefSeq and is a predicted model, not a curated record.
AAAAAAAAAAUCAGUGUGUAAUCAAUCAAUUCUGCAGUCAAGCGCUGGGAUUGGAAUUUUAUUGUUAACUUUUAUAAUGUAUUAUAUUGUAGGGCAUAGUCUUAGGUUAAAAAAGUGGUAGUUUUAAAAUGGAACAAUGAAAAUAAAAACGUGAAAUGUAUAACUUGUUGUGCUAUAAGUGGUAUAACUGUUAAAUGUUGGUGGUUUUGGGCUGGUCCGUUUACAGAAACGGAAACAAUCUAUGUUUCCACUCGCUUUUAGGACCGUUCUGUAAAAUAUUUAGGUGACAACAGUUUAGUUUCUUGUAUAAAUUGUACAGAAUUUAUAUUAUUGUAAUGUAAAUAAAAAAAUAUUCUUUGCUGGCGCAUGCGUCAAGACGAAAAACAGACAAAGGUUUUGUGGAGUUUGAAAAUCAGCUGUAUUAUUUUAAUGUGCAAUGAGUUAGUGCCCGUGGUGUGUUUGAAGAAGUGACAAUGAUUAGUGAAAUUGGAUACACAGUGUUUGUGCUCCUGGCCCUGCCUUACAUUGAAAGUGCAACCCGUCGCGAACUAAGCGAAUACAUCACAUACUACGAGCCGCUCGAGUACGACGCGAGCGAUCUGCACGAGCAACACACGCGCGCGCGGCGCUCCACAGACGCACCCGCCGACUUGCGGCUCAAGUUCCGCGCACACGGCCGGCGGUUCCACCUGCGGCUCCGGCGCGACCUGUCCGCCUUCCAUGAGGACUUGCAGGUGGAGGGCUCACAGGGGCAAAUACACAAUGUCGACACUUCGCACAUAUAUCACGGGGAAUUGGCUGACGAUCCCCAAUCGAAGGUGUUCGGUUCGGUGACGGACGGCGUGUUCGAGGGCAAGAUCAUCGCCAGUGACGGCGCGUACUACGUCGAGCACGCGCGGCGGUACUUCCCGCCGAACGGUACCCGCUCGCGGGGGCCCCACUCCGUCAUCUACCGCGAGGGCGAUGUGGUCGACCCGUACGCGCACAGGAGACACGGUCACGUGGGCGGGUGCGGUAUCACAGACGAGGUGGUGCAGUGGAUGGAGCGCAUCCAGAACUCUGGUGUAGAGGACGAGGUGUCACCGUCACCGCCCGCGCCGUCAGCCAACCCCUACCCGCACCAUAUACCGUCUUCGCCCCCGCCACAUCCUAACAGCUUGAGGGAUGAUAACCCUAGGUUCUGGGACAUGCAGUACCACGACAAGUACUCGCGGGCGGCGAACAGCGGUCACUCGCGUUCGCGGCGAGCGGCCAAGGAGGCGAACCGGACCAGCUGCUCGCUAUACAUACAGACGGACCCGCUCAUAUGGCGGCACGUCAGGGAGGGAUUUCCUGAUCACCGAGACCCCAGCAAGAAGGCCGAAGUGGACAUGAAGACCCGCGAGGAGCUGCUCUCGCUGAUCGCGCACCACGUGACCGCCGUCAACUACAUAUACAAGAGCACGCGCUUCGACGGACAUAUGGAACACAGGAACAUACAGUUUGAAGUGCAGCGGAUAAAGAUCGAUGACUCGGAAUGCAACCACCACUACGGCACCAGCGAGACGAACCAAUUCUGCCUCGAGAACAUCGACGUGUCCAACUUCCUGAACCUGCACUCGCUCGCCAACCACGAGGACUUCUGCCUCGCCUACGUGUUCACCUACCGGGACUUCACCGGGGGCACUCUAGGUCUAGCCUGGGUCGCAAGCGCGAGCGGCGCGUCGGGCGGCAUCUGCGAGAAAUACAAGACCUACACGGAGACUAUAGGCGGCAUGUACCAGAGCACGAAGCGGUCGCUCAACACGGGCAUCAUCACGUUCGUCAACUACAACAGCCGCGUGCCGCCCAAAGUCAGCCAGCUGACGUUGGCUCACGAGAUCGGACACAAUUUCGGCUCGCCACACGACUAUCCGUCGGAGUGCCGACCAGGCGGCCAGCAGGGCAACUUCAUAAUGUUCGCGUCGGCCACCAGCGGCGACCGCCCCAACAACAGCAAAUUCUCCGCCUGCUCAAAAGGGAACAUCAGUCAAGUGCUCGACGCAGUACGGGAUGGACGGAAGAGGAACUGCCUCUCGGCCAGCCAGGGAUCGUUCUGCGGGAACAAGAUUGUGGAGCUAGGAGAGCAAUGCGACUGUGGCUACGACGAGCUCGAGUGCAAAGACCGGUGCUGCUACCCGCGCGUCAUCAACGACACGGAGCGCAGCCUCAACAUGAGCGCCCGCGGCUGCACCCGGAGGGCCAUGACUCAGUGCAGUCCGUCACAAGGCCCGUGCUGCAACGCGCAGACAUGCAUGUUCGUAACAGCGGGCGCCAACCAGACAUGUCGCGAGGCGACCGAGUGCAGUCACGCGUCCUUCUGUUCGGGCCGAUCUGCGAUGUGCCCAGAGCCGAGAGCUAUGGACAACGGCACUCUAUGCAAUAACGGCACCCAACUGUGCAAGUCCGGCGAGUGCAGCGACAGCAUCUGCAAGCUGUGGAACAUGACGGAGUGCUUCCUGUCGUCGGCGCCGACGGCGCGCGGGGAGGGCGUGACGGCCACGGCCGACCGCCGCAUGCUGUGCCAGCUCGCGUGCCAGGUCGGGCCCGACCCCGACUCCUGCCAGAGCACCGCCAGCUUCGCCAAGAAGUACAACCUGCCCGAGGAGGGCAUCAGCCUCCGCCCGGGCUCGCCCUGUGACAACUUCCAGGGUUACUGUGAUGUGUUCCUAAAAUGCCGCGCCGUGGACGCGGAAGGCCCGCUGGCGCGUCUCAAGAAUUUACUGCUGAACCGAGCCACGCUGCAGACGGUCCAGGCGUGGGUGAUCGAGCAGUGGUGGGCCGUGCUGAUCGGCGGCGUGCUGCUCAUCGUGUGCAUGGGCGCCUUCGUCAAGUGCUGCGCCGUGCACACGCCCUCCUCCAACCCCAAGCGGGCUCCGGCCAGACGGCUGUCGGAGACGCUGCGGCGGCCGAUGAACACGCUGCGGCGCAUGCGCCACGCGCACGGCGCGCACCCGGCGCGCCAGGAGCCGCGCGCGCCGCGCCCCGGCCACCGCCGCGCCAGGCACAAGUACACGCCGCCCGCCGCCUACACCCGACCCACUGCCCCAGCAUCAGCGCCGGCGGGCCCCAGCGCGGGCGGGCGGCGCGCGGAGCCGUACGCGAACGCCUACCCGCUGGCCGCCGCGUACGAGAUGCGCUCGCAGAAGGUCUGACACUACGAGUACCCCGGCGGCGGCGGCGGCGGCGGCGGCGCCGGCGCGGCCGACGGCGGCCUCGAGCUGGUGGCGCUGGCGCCCGGCGUGCCGCUGCUGCUCGGCUACGUGCUGCGCGCGCACCCCCCCGCCACCCCCACCCCCGCACACACCGCCACCGUCGCCUCGCAGACCACCAUCACCCUGCACUCCCCCGACACGCUCGCCGUCACCAACCCGCAGCGGCAGGCCGAUAUCUGAACGCUCCUUCUCCCGAUUCAAUGAAUGACACCGGUGAAUGGUGUCAAGUCCGGGUUCGACGCUCGGUCGGACCCGAUUGUCUUUUGUCGGUCGGCUGGCGGACGGUUUGCCUCGUAAUUUACGCGUUGGUCGUCGACGAAACGUGGCGACUGCGAACAUUAUUAGUGAGUAAAAUAAUUUUCAUGAGAUUACGUAAAAGUAGCGUUACAUUCCUGGGAUUUCUAGUAAACAUGUUUCGUCGACGUGGAGGCGCCGCCGAUUGUAUGAAAAAAUGUAUUUGAACUCCUACGAUAUGUUUAGUAAAUGAAAAAAAAACAUAUUCAUUUUUUAAACGACUCUAAACUAAACCACCGCAUGUAAUGUUUCAUUAGUAUAGUUUUUGGACGUUGAAUAACCCCCUAAUGUGAUAGGGGAGGUUAGUCUUUCUCGACUUAGCGGUGGAAGCAGGAAGCCCCAACACUGUUGUAUCCUGUCGCCCUAGUCGUAGGGCGGCAUAACCGUAGACCGCUAUCAGUAGCAUCUCCGCUCGCGUCUACACAUUUUAACUUGUACUACUCUCAUUCUAAUCUUAUAUUUUAGCGCUGAUAUAAUCUAUCAAGUUCAGACACUUUAUUUUGUCGUGAAUUGAAGUUUUAUAUCAGCGAUAUUUGGGUCGAUAAUUAAAAAUGUGUUCUCUCAAAUUAUUCCUUUCCAUUAGAAUAUAUGACAACGCGCAAUAUUGGUUUAAUUGGUAAGAACUAUGUUUGCUCAAUCAAAAAGAUAUAUGUACCUCCUCUAUUCUAUGUAUACUGCGAGCUCAAAGUGUGUCGAUCGAUUACUUCAUUUACGUAUUAUGUUGGUUUAAGAAUGAAAUUAUCUUUGAAUUCACUAAGCCCCCAAGCCCGGGCUUUAUAAAGAUCCGUUACUAAAUAUCUCUGACGGUAACUAUGAGUAUAUCGGCAACUUCAUAUGUUUAUCAUCAAAGCGGAUUUUACUCAAGUAUUUUUAUAAAUCCCAGAGUAAAAGGCGUAUCUUAACGAGCCAGUGAUACUUUAACUACACGAUAAUAAUGGAUUGUCAGAGCUGCUUAUACAACAGGCAUUUAUGUAUAUUUUUGUAUAUAAAUGAAGUAAAGAGUAAAUAAAAAGCUAUUAUGUAAAAAUAUCAAACAAUUGUAACUGAAUACCAAUACUAGUUAGUGUAUAACGCAUUGUUUUACUGGAAUCUCCGUAAUCGUAAUUUUAUAAUCUAUUUUUAUUGUAUUUUAUUGUAAGGGGACGCGGAGGUGCCAUUAUACCAAUUUUAUAAUUCCAUUUGUUGAAUUGAUGUUCUUUUGUAUUUGUUCUUAGCAAACUUUUAUUGAACAUUCGAUUUGAACAACGUAACGCCCAUUUUAGUUGUGUCUCAAACAUUUGGACAAACUACAGUAUGUAGUAAUCAUCACAACUUUGUUAUUACUAUUAAAAUAAUGCCAUAUUCACGUAAACACUGCCAAGCGCUUUUUCUACUUAUGCGCUGUGUGAUAAGUACCAGACAUAGUUGAAAUUAGUGAAGUGUAAAUGUUUAGUUAGACACUACCGCGGUUAGAUUAGUGUGUUCAACUGCCCUUAUUUCCGAAUACCAGAUUUCAUACAUGAUUUUCAAAGGUCCUUUUAAACACCAAACCAGAACUUCCAACAUAAUGUAAGUUCCCUAUUAUCCAAGUAUUAAGAAAUUUGGUAUUUCGGAAAUUCUUGACUUGGGUGUUUAGUAAAUCGGAAAUUUUUAGGUUCGUGGGCCAAGAGCCGCAACUGAAGCGAGUUCAGCCAACGAACCAGUGUUGUGACAACUAGCGGGUGGAAUAUUUUAGGUUGUAACUCUUCAAUCUCUUGAAUCAUUCCGGUCACACCAUUGCAUUAUACAUGAAUGAUUAUUUAAGUGUCUCACGGAUAGUAACUUGGUACUUUUGGCUAUCUGCAUAAAAAAUAACUAAUUCUAAAUACAUAUUCGCACCCGCUGAAGAUAAUACGUUCUAACAAUGUCCUGAAAUUAUUGAAGUCACUGGAAGCUUCAUGGGCUCAAAUGUUUCCAAAUUCUGCAUUUAGUCUUCCUAAGGACUUGUACUUUUUUGUAUUCGUUAAAUGUUAUUUUUAAGUAGAUUGUAAAUUAUAAAAAAAAAACAACAGUAUUGCCAAAUGAUCAAAUAAUUAAAUUAGACUGAAAAUCUUACAAUGUUGUUAUGGUGUUCGUGAUUAUGCGUUCUCUUAGUUACCUCGGUCGUCGCGCGCCGUGGUUUGUUUUCUUCGUGUUACUGGCAAACACAAACUUGCAUAUCACAUUAUAACGUUUACUCUAUUACAUGAUAUACCUACCUGUAAUAUACGAUUACGAUUGUUUGGUCGGUCGUUUCAGUUGAUCUCUUUGAUAGACGAUAUACGUUAAUGGUCAUACAUACUACGCGUAGAGUUAACUUUCCGUCGUGCAAGCCAAAGAGCAUGAUGUAUUUUUUAUGUUUUCUAUACAUUUAAUGUUAAGGGUCAAUCUUAUAAGUAUACCAUAGUAAUGCCAUUUUAUUAGUGAAUAUCGAAACAAUACGCGAAUUCUCAUAACUGUACUAUAACAUUGUAUAUUUGUAUGUAAACCGAGAGGGUAAUGUUUCCGAUGUAGAGCGACUUGACCAAUUGUGUAAAGAUGGAUCACGUAACCAUCGCCGUAGUACUCAAUGGCAUUAUUUCUCCUAAGUAUAAGCUAGAUUACCGUAAUAGAUUAUUUAAAAGACAAUGUGAAUAUUUUUAAUUAAUGAGAUGAAUGUUACAACAUGUGAUUUCAAAAUAAUAAAAAAAAACAAUAAAUUUUACAUUAAA